GCAGGCCAUUCUGCCAGCAACACUUCUUUUUGGGCUCCUAAACCGCCGGAAAACCUGUGAAACUUAUCUUCGUACUUCAGCUUCGUACACAUCGACUUUUGGAAUGCAGUCAGACAGCAUUGUUUUAGCCAGCAAAAAAGGGACCAAGUAACAGUUUAAAAAGCCAAAAUAAAUAUCAAGAAAAGUGGCCUAGAACUUUUUGAAUUCGGAACUCGGCGCAGUUUCGUUAAGUACGCGUUAUCGAUAGCUGCGGAGCACCGACGCUACUCUUCUGUCAACAUCGAUAGAAUCGACUGAACGACUGAUUGUGGUUCCAUCGCUACAGCCGACGAUUUUACGUCAAAAGCGAAAUAAGUUUAUUUAACGUGAAAAAGCGAACCACGAUGGCAGCGAAGGCAGCAUUACCCCUCCAAAUGGUUGGCCGGCGUCUCGUCCAGCUGAGGUCACCGGUCACGGCCCAAAACAUGAGCGCCCUUCGUCUAUCCCACCAGCGCCUGCACAGCACAGAAAAACAGCCUGAAGAGGCAGCGGCUGGGUCGGCGGAUCAGAAGACGGCCGCCACCCCACCAGAAGUGGAGAAGCUCACCAAGGACCUGGCAGCUGCCAAGGAACAGAACGCCGAGCUCCUCGACAAGUACAAGCGAUCCCUCGCCGACAGCGAGAACAUGCGCAACAGACUGAACAAGCAGAUCAGCGACGCCAAGAUAUUCGGCAUCCAGAGCUUCUGCAAGGACCUGCUCGAGGUGGCGGACACUCUGGGACAUGCCACGCAGGCGGUGCCCAAGGAUAAGCUCAACGGCAACGCUGAUUUGAAGAACCUGUACGAGGGCCUAACCAUGACACGCGCCGCGCUGCUGCAAGUGUUCAAGCGACACGGUUUGGAACCUCUGGAUCCCAUCAACCAGAAGUUCGACCCCAAUCAGCAUGAGGCACUGUUCCAAAAGGAGGACAAGACCGUCGAAGCCAACACCGUGGUGGAGGUCACAAAGCUGGGCUACAAACUGCAUGAGCGUUGCAUACGGCCCGCCCUGGUGGGCGUGUCCAAGUGUUGAUAGCCAAGCGGCUGCCCAGUGGUGUGCGAAAUUUCCGGUCCCCCAUUUCCUCAAAAAGCAACCUUCCAUUUACAUGGUGUCGCUCUCACUUGUUUGCAAUUUGUUUUCUGCUGCAAAAUUCUUGUACGUAAACCCCGUGUAAAUACAACCUACGCUCAAAUGCACACUUUGGACAGCGCUUGCGAAUUUAAAAUUCCUCCUAGUUUUUAAGAGAUCUGUGACUGGAUUUGAUGGCCACAAUUUGUACCACACGCGUUGUCAUCAAGUGUUCCAUAUAAGGUUUAAUUACGAUAAUAAAAACAUGUGUUAGUUUGUUGAAA
Molecule: messenger RNA, 1372 nt
Organism: Drosophila biarmipes
Lineage: Eukaryota; Metazoa; Arthropoda; Insecta; Diptera; Drosophilidae
Gene: Roe1
Product: grpE protein homolog, mitochondrial
Exons: 4
Coding region: 384-1052 (222 amino acids)
Biological process (GO): protein import into mitochondrial matrix; protein folding
Cellular component (GO): PAM complex, Tim23 associated import motor
Molecular function (GO): protein homodimerization activity; protein-folding chaperone binding; adenyl-nucleotide exchange factor activity
Source: RefSeq, a predicted model, not a curated record